Messenger RNA from Ilex paraguariensis (yerba mate), 1425 nucleotides. NCBI's taxonomy places the organism in Eukaryota, Viridiplantae, Streptophyta, Magnoliopsida, Aquifoliales, Aquifoliaceae. The record is from the annotation of a GenBank genome assembly.
AUGGAGUUUUUUCAUUCAUUGGUUUCAGUAAUGAAUUUGGAGCUGAGAAGAGAAGCUCCUGAGAAGCUAAGCUUUGUUUGGUCUCCGUUAAUGGACAUGGGUCAUCCUCCGGAACAGCUUCAGAUUGUAAUUCUCUCUGAAACCAAUCUAAUCCGUGCAUUCAGGUUGGUAGAAGAACCUAAUGUCAGCACUUUACAUGUAUAUCUCAAUGGGGAAGAAAUUCCAAGCCCACUGAGUGCUCAGAUUUUCGACUUCUGCGAAUCUGAAUUAUUCCAAGAAACAAUACAAAACUCUGAAGUUGCUUCUAGUUCAAAUUGCUGCUAUGAAGAACACUCUUGCUAUCCCACAUAUCUUUCUGGUACAUCAGACAUACACAAAUUUGCAAACACCACAGAUAUCGAUGGCACCACAAAAACAGCCACCCCCACCCCCACCUCUGCUACCACCAAUUCCAGCACCACCUUUAUACCUAAUACCACCACUACUAAUAACAAUGGUAACCUCUCUGCAAUCUUCAACUCCCCAGAGGAGAUCGAAACUGACAUUUCUGCUUCCAUAGACUUCACCCCCUCCCUGCCUUUUAAUGUUCCUCAGCUCCUCACCACCCAACAAGGCCAGUGUGAUAUUCCUACAUUGCAUAAUCAAAUCCCAUCAAUAGAUUUAGUUGAUGGCAUGCUCACACAACACCCUCCUCACCCGCCUGUUGUCCCUCUUUUGGGGAGACCAUUACCUGCCGUUUAUGAAGAUGAAUGCUUAUCUUCAAUGCCUUCUUAUAUGCGUGUGAAUUCUUCAUCUCCUUCUUGUUCUCUUCUUGAUCCCACAUUUGGGCCAUACCUGCCAAGCAAUCCGAAUAUUUCAGUAUCAGCAGAAAAUUCUGGCAUUUUCAAUGGAAAUUUGUUCUUGGGCACCGAACUUUUGCCUCAAGAACUGGAAUUUCAGGGAGAGAAUGGAGGAAUUUUCGGUCCAGAACCUCUGCCACGGGUUUACAAUUCUAGCGAUUUUCAGGCACUUAGUAAUGAGAGUCAACAUCUUGUGAAUGGGGGUGGGAGUUCAAAUCCUUUGACAUCAGAAAUCUCAAGUUUGGAAGAUUCCACAUUCAAAGUUGGCAAACUCUCUGUUGAAGAAAGGAAAGAGAAGAUCCAUCGAUACAUGAAAAAACGGAAUGAGAGGAAUUUCAGCAAGAAAAUCAAGUAUGCAUGCCGCAAAACACUAGCAGACAGCAGGCCUCGAGUCAGAGGAAGGUUUGCAAAGAACGAUGAAUUUGGAGAGGGCACUAGAACCACUUGUAGCAACCAUGAAGAGGACACAGAUGAAGAUGUAGUUGUGAAAGAGCAAGAAGAUAUUGUUGAUUCGUCAGAUAUCUUUGCUCAUAUCAGUGGUGUGAAUUCCUUCAAAUGCAACUACUCCAUCCAAUCUUGGAUUUGA